Ipomoea triloba (trilobed morning glory) is the source of this 3356-nucleotide messenger RNA. RefSeq names its product probable leucine-rich repeat receptor-like serine/threonine-protein kinase At3g14840. Bases 89 to 3007 code for a protein of 972 amino acids. Gene Ontology annotation, molecular function: ATP binding; protein binding; protein kinase activity. Gene Ontology annotation, biological process: protein phosphorylation. The record is from RefSeq and is a predicted model, not a curated record. The transcript is spliced from 23 exons. Lineage: Eukaryota; Viridiplantae; Streptophyta; Magnoliopsida; Solanales; Convolvulaceae.
CAAACAUAAAAAAAAUAGCUUGGACUGUUCAAUGGAAGCAAAAUAAUGCAGCAGAUCUUCAUCAUCUUCCAAUCCCCAGUAUUCAACCAUGUCAGCCUCCAUGUUCAUAAUCCUCAUACCAAUUAUACUCUCCUUCUUCUUCUAUCCCAUAUUUCUUGAAGCACAGAGUGGGCAUCUUCCUCAAGAUGAAUUAAACGCACUUAAGGAAAUAGCAGAUGAAGUGGGGAAGAAAGAUUGGGAUUUUAGACUAAAUCCUUGUGAAAACAACUCAAACUGGUUGACACCAGAGAGGAAAGAUAUGCCUGCGUACAAUAAUACUCUCACCUGCAAUUGUACCUUCCCUGCUGGAAUUUGCCAUGUUCAAAGCAUAAUUUUGAAGGGACAGGAUCUGCAAGGUGUUCUUCCUCCUGCCUUGGUGAAGUUACCCUUUCUUAAGAUAAUUGAUAUCAGUCGCAGCUACUUAAGUGGUACAAUCCCCCCUGAAUGGGCUUCUAUGAAAUUGGAAUAUAUAUCUGUUACUGUGAAUCGAUUGUCGGGACCAAUUCCGAAAUACUUGGGAAAUAUAACAACUCUUGUAUAUUUAAACUUGGAGAACAAUAUGUUCAAUGGAACUGUUCCACCAGAGCUUGGGAAACUUGCCAACCUACAGAAUCUCAUUCUUAGUGGUAAUUAUCUAACAGGUGAAUUGCCAAAAGAACUUAAUGCUCUCACAAAUUUGAUAGAGUUUAGGCUAAGCGGGAAUAACUUCACUGGAAAAAUGCCUAGCUUUCAAGGUUUUAAAAACCUUCAACAACUAGAGCUUCAAGCAAGUGGUUUUGAAGGACCCAUACCUCAAAAUAUUUCUGUACUGACAAGCUUGAUAGAACUUAGAAUCAGUGACCUUAAUGGAGGUGUCUCCAGGUUUCCUGCACUUGACAACAUGACAGGCAUGGCAAUGUUGAUGUUGAGGAGGUGUAAUAUUUCUGGAAGGAUACCUGAUAUAGCUCAUUUGAUCAACUUGAAACAAGUAGAUUUGAGUUUUAAUAAUCUGGAAGGAGGGAUUGAUGUUUUUCAACCUUUUGAAAAUCUGCAGUACUUGUUUCUAACGAACAACUCGUUUAGUGGACAAAUUCCUCAAUGGGUUCUAAAUCGAGACUCAAGAUAUUACAUAGAUAUUUCAUACAAUAAUUUUGAUGAGAAUUUUGUGUCAUCAACUUGCAAUCGGGAAACCAUAAACUUGUUCAAAAGUUAUAAUGGAGGACAAAACGGAAAAAUUGGGAAGUGUCUAAUGAAUUGCACGAAAGAUUGGUAUUCAUUUCACAUCAAUUGCGGUGGAAGCAGUAUUUUGAUUGAUGACACUACUUAUGAAGCAGAUCAAGAUUCUACCGGCGUUGCAAAAUUUGAUUCGAACAGAGAAAACUGGGUAACUAGUAAUACAGGGUACUUUUGGGAUACGUCUAUAAGACUAGAUGGCUAUACAACAACAAAUAUGUCUGCCAUAAAGGGACCAGACUCCGAAAUCUACAAGACAGCUCGCUUAUCCCCUUUAUCUAUGACUUAUUACGGACGUUGUUUAGCAAAUGGGAACUAUACUGUGAAGCUUCAUUUUGCAGAGAUAGUUCUGAGAGAUAAUAGAUCUUUUCAAAGUCUUGGAAGGCGCAUAUUUGAUGUUUAUAUACAGGGCGAAAGGAAAUUAAAGGAUUUUGAUAUUGAAACUGAAGCGCAAGGAGUUGACAAAGCAUUGGUUAAACAAUUUCAAGCAAUUGUCAGAAAUAAAACUCUUGAGUUGCGCUUUGAGUAUGCUGAAAAAGGAUCAACAGUAGUCCCACUCCCAGGAACAUAUGGCCCUUUAAUAUCUGCUAUUUCUGUUGAAUCUGAUUUCAAGCCUCCCAAAAAUAGAAGGACUUUAAUCAUAGCUGUUACAGUAGCUGCUUCUUUGUUUCUUAUUUUCAUAAUCCUCAGUUUUGCUGGUUGGAAAAUCUACAUUAAAAAAAAGACCUCACAAGAACAAGGCCUUGAUCUACGGAUUGGUCUAUUUACCUACACACAAAUUAAAGAUGCUACAAACAACUUUGAUACUGCAAAUAAGAUCGGGGAAGGUGGUUUUGGGCCUGUCUACAAGGGUUCAUUAUUAGAUGGUACGAUUGUUGCAGUGAAACAACUCUCAUCCAAAUCAAGACAAGGGAAUCGUGAAUUUAUGAAUGAAAUAAGCAUGAUUUCUUGUUUGCAACACCCUAAUCUUGUAAAACUUUAUGGGUGUUGUGUUGAGAGAAAGCAAUUACUGUUGGUGUAUGAGUACUUGGAAAACAACAGCCUUGCCCGUGCUCUUUUUGGUCCAGAAGAUUCUCAACUGAAAAUAGAUUGGCCUACCAGAUAUAGAAUAUGUGUCGGUGUUGCAAAAGGUUUAGCUUUCCUGCAUGAAGAAUCGGAAAUAAAAAUUGUUCAUAGAGAUAUUAAACCCACCAAUGUGCUUCUUGACAGAGAACUCAAUCCAAAAAUUUCUGACUUUGGUCUUGCUAAACUUGAUGAUGAUGACAAGACACAUAUUAUUAGUACAAGAGUUGCUGGGACAAGAGGAUACAUGGCUCCUGAAUAUGUAUUGUGGGGCUACUUAACAUUCAAAGUUGAUGUCUAUAGUUUCGGAGUGGUGACAUUGGAAAUUGUAGCCGGGAAGAACGUGGAGUAUCGCCGUGAUGAGAAUUGUCUUUGCCUCCUUGAUUGGGUACUUGAUCUUCAAAAACAAGGAAACCUAAUAGAGCUAAUAGAUCCAAGAUUGGGUUCUAAUUUUGACAAAGAACAAGCACUCAGAGUGAUUAAAGUGGCUUUACUUUGUAUUAAUCCUUCUCCAGCCCUUAGGCCAUCCAUGUCUGAAGUAAUCAACAUGCUUGAAGGUCAUGAAGAUAUUAUUGAAUACAAUACCGAUCUACACGAAUUCAACUUUCAAGCAAUGAGAGAUCAUUAUGAUCAAUUGCCAAUCAACUUAAGUGAUUCUCCAUACCAAGCAAUUCUUUCUUCCGAUGCAAAUUAACAAUGAAAAAUUGCAUCGAAAUUAGACUUGUAAGUCCGCAGAGGUAGUUGAUCAAGUUGUAGAUUAUGGGAAAGGACACAUCAUCAAACCUUUACAACCAUAAUAUGGGGGGCUCACUAGGCAUUGGACCUCCCACCUAAGAGGUCAUUGAGUCAUCGUGAUUUACCAAUUCAUCAUCUUGACGAGCCAGGAUGGGGGAACCCUUGGAACGAGAUAAUUUUAAUUUUCCUUUAGCAAAUGUACAUAUUGCUGUCUUUAUAUUUUGAAGAUAUAUUUUCAGUAACUAUAAAUUCCAAUUUUGUGGAUUAUUAUAUUAGUAUUAAUAUUAUUAUGUGUUUCAUGCACAAAA